This is a messenger RNA of Neodiprion fabricii, 3779 nucleotides long. Its product is annotated as KH domain-containing, RNA-binding, signal transduction-associated protein 2-like. Gene Ontology annotation, molecular function: mRNA binding. Gene Ontology annotation, cellular component: nucleus. Lineage: Eukaryota; Metazoa; Arthropoda; Insecta; Hymenoptera; Diprionidae. The record is from RefSeq and is a predicted model, not a curated record. Gene Ontology annotation, biological process: regulation of alternative mRNA splicing, via spliceosome. The transcript is spliced from 7 exons. The coding region runs from base 658 to 1881 and encodes 407 amino acids.
AAAAAAUAAAAUCGCACCAUUGCGAGGGGAGAGAUAUUAAAAAAAUAAAGACUUAAAAUUUUUACAACUUGUUAUAAUAUAUCGAUGUAAUAAAUCGAAGUAUAAUCUAAAAUAUCUGUUGCCUAUAAUACCGGCCGGUUGUAACUAUCGUUAUAAUUAACGCCGUGUGCUGCACGCGAUGACAAUCCAGUAUUUAUUGAAAAUAUAAUAAUUAAUCACACGGUGAAAGAGAAGGAAAAGAUAUCAUACGUAAGAAAUAUUUGAAAAAAUCGUCUGUAAACCGAGUGGAUGGAAGAAAUAAUUGAAAGCAAAAUUCGUUGCCCAUUAAUCGACCCUAAGUAACGAUAAAAUAAUAUAAAGCUUAUGUAAAAAGUGCGGGAAUUGAAAUUUUUAUUCCAAAUGAUAAAGCGUCGAGUACCGCAAGGAUUUCUCGAAAGUUCGGUGAAUUUUACCGGUUAGAUAAAAUAAAAAGAAAAAGAGAGCUUCAAAGAGUUUUCACAGUGCAAGGAGUGGUUUUGCUGCGUAACGAGUUGAGUGUGCGCCGAGAUUAAUUGCCGGCGAAAAAGAAGUGUGCUUUAAAAGCAGAGACACGCAUCCCGAAAGGCGGCAGCAGGUUCCUCCCCAGGGAAUUGUCCAGUGAUCGUAUCCCGUAGCCGCAUGAAGAUGGACCUCGGCGAGGAGGAAACGGAAAUUGGGGGAACCCAGCACGGGCAUCAUCCGCACUACACGACUUACGCGAAGCACGACUCCAACGGAGGCGGCAGGGGCGGCGUUCGCGGCGGGGGCGGCGGGGGCGGUGAAGGGGGCGAGAGAAGGAUGGUGGACAUCACAAGGGACAAGCCAAUUAAAGUUUCAGUCAGAGUUCAAGUCCCCGUCAGGGAUCAUCCAAAGUUCAACUUCGUUGGAAAACUCCUGGGACCUAAGGGCAAUUCUCUGAAGCGACUACAGGAAGACACGAUGUGUAAAAUGGCUGUUUUGGGACGCGGUUCCAUGAAGGACAGACAAAAGGAGGAGGAGCUGAGACUCAGCGGCGACGCUAAAUUCUCACACCUAAUGGAGGACCUCCACGUCGAGAUAUCGGCGUACGCAACACCGGCCGAAGCUCACGCGAGGAUCGCCUACGCGCUGGCUGAAGUUCGCCGAUUUUUGGUUCCGGAUUACAACGACGACAUCAGGCAGGAACAAAUGUGGGAAAUGCAGAUCCUAAGCACACAGGGACGCGAAGGCUCGCAAGCUGCGGAGGCGCCCUCCAGUCCUGAACUCAGCUCGGACGCGGCGAAUUCUCCAACCGCUGCGACCACGGCGGCGUCCAUCGAAGGCCAAGACUCGACUCCAAGACCAACACCGUCGCCGCCGAAUCCGGCGACCCUCAAAACACAGGGUACCGUUCUUCAGACCGUAACAUCAACGCUAGGGGGCCGGAAGCGACCGCUACUACCUGGAGGUCGUCCAACAAUGUCGCCGACGAAGCGGACCGUGAUGUCGCUCCUGGCUCGGGCUCGUGCGGCCCAAAACAAAGAGCCGCUUCCGCCGCCACCCUCAAUUGUGGGAGCGGCACACCCUGCGCACCCAACGCACCCUCAGCCUCCGGCACCACUCAUUCAAGCCGCGCUCCAGCUUCCAGCCGGAGCUUUGCAGCCUGGAACUCAGGCCCCGGUUGGGCCCCAAGUGUCCCAGCUUCAGUUGGCGGCGGCCCAAGCGGCCUCUCCUCACACCACGGCUUCCCAGCGACAGUCCAUCCUGCCGCCACAUACCCAGCACCAAGUCAUACCACCGGCGAUACAUGGCCUGCUUCACGCGCAUUUCAGGAGGGCCGCCGCUGGGGCGACGGUGGUUCCCAUCCUGCGGGAGGAUUUCAUGGCGGGAGUCAACCUCGUUUAAGCUACUGUUUUCACCAGGUCCAAAAUUUCCGAAUAGUAUAAUUACUUGGCCCGCAGAGUUCAGCGGCGAAGUGACCGUACGCCAAUGCCAAAAAGUAAGAAUAUGAAGAGGAAGAAGAAGAAGAAGAAGAAGAAAACGGAAUUGAGGAAUAGGAAGAAGGGUAAUAAGAGGAAAAAUAACAACGCAUUAAUUAUUAUCGAGUCAAAUAUAAGUACUAUUAUAAUAAAUUGAAAAACUACGUUUUAAGCGAUUACGUAGGUAAGCGAUCAUACCUAAUAACACCUACCUAUAUCUAUCUCUGUCUACGUUUUCCGCUACCACAAACAAUAUGAUUAUACCUAUAUUCAUAUUGAUGCAAAUUAAUGCUUUUGGAAUCAAAUUAAUUGCACACAACGUUACUAAAAGGAUAAAUUGUCAUAUACACACUAAAUACCUAGUGCCGUGUGUUGUAAUAUGUAUAAAAGAAAUUGAAGCAAAGUUUAUAAGUGUAAAGGGAUCGCUUAUAAUUAUUAUAUACACACACACACAUAUAUAUAUAUAUAUAAUAUAUUCAAGACAAAACAAAACACGGCGCAUUUCGCACGGACCAAUCAGCACCCUCUUUUGCUAAGGAUGUAGAUACUCCUCUCCCAUUUAUUUCACUUUUAUUACCAUGUAUUAUAAGAUGAUUUAUUUCUCCGUUCCAUUUUUCACCUGCUCUCACGUCUCAUAAUUCCUCUCACAGCUGUUAUCGAUUUUCAUCCAAACGACUGCAGCUCACCACCAUCUUUUUCUCACUUAAAUAUGCCAAGUUUGUCGUUCAUAAUUAAUAGCAAACGUAAACUCGAGUGGAUAAAUCUAAUCGUAAAAAUAACUAACUAUUUGUGUAUAAUAGGUAAAUUUGAAUUUCUUAAAACAAGCGAGAUUCAGCUUAAAAAAAAAAAAAAAUACGUUCCACGAAUAUGCAACGUAUACUAUCAAAAAGCAUACUUGGCAAACAUGUACCUAAACAUAUAUAUGCAUAGGCAUGUAUUAUAAUUGCAUUCGCAAUCCAUCGAUCCUCUUGUAUUAGUUAUUAUUCUGAAUUGUUAUAUUAUAUAUUAUUGUUCUUACAUUAUGUACGAAUCGAUCAGGGCUUUGUAACUUGUUAUUAUAAAAUUUACAUUAUGUACCGAUAAUAUUACUAAUCGAUGUGCAACACGGGCACCAUUGAUGGAUAUACCCUGUACGUCUUACGUGUAUAACUUGUACAAUGCUUGUUAAAAAACAAAGUCAAAUACCAUUAUACCUAGAGAGAAAACAGCUUUCAGAUUCACGUGGUGCUCAUAAUGUGAAAAUCCACAUAACGUGAAUUUUGAAAAUUCGACAUGUACGCUCAAGGUAUAACAUGAAAUUUGAUGCUUUUGUCGAAUAACGCAAACUUCGUUUCUCCAACUGUUUAGAAUCUGAUCAACGUUUUUCUAGUCGAGAGAAAUCUAGUUUGAUAUCCCGUGAUAUCAGUUGAAAUAGAUAAGUAAGGUGUCGUAGAAAAAUGGUUAGUGAAAUCAGGUAUUUACAAAAAUAUUGUUUGUCCUCCGGACUAUCCGUAAUAAAUUUUAAUAUUUUAAAAUUUCUCGGUCAAAAUCAGCCCGCGGUGUUAUUCAAAUUUUAAAAAUAAUUACGAACAAACUCCCUGUACAUAGAUAAAUUAUAUAUUUUAUUUCUCACCUACACGUAUAGCGUUCGGUUCACAAAUUAGAUUCAGUAUAAAUUUAAGAUUCGUAUAAGAAGGGUCGGACGAAAAGAGAACGUGAGAAGGUAAAUUAACAUAAAAAAAAAAGAAUUAAAAAAAAAAAAAAUGAGAAAAGACGAAGAAAUCGUUACCUAAUGUAAUUACUAAUUAGUGAUACUACAUAGAAUUAUAUGCAUAAUAUAAUAUA